GGGCCUGAGCUGCCCCGCACAGGAUGCCCCGUGCCCCCUACUCCAUGCCCUUGCUGCUACUGCUGCUGCUGCUCUCGCUUCCCCAUACCCAGGCCGCCUUUCCCCAGGACCCCCUCCCUCUGUUGAUCUCUGACCUUCAAGGUACUUCCCCAUUAUCCUGGUUUCGGGGCCUGGAGGACGAUUCUGUGGCUGCAGAACUUGGGCUGGACUUUCAGAGAUUCCUGACCUUGAACCGGACCUUGCUAGUGGCUGCCCGGGAUCACGUUUUCUCCUUUGAUCUUCAAGCCCAAGAAGAAGGGGAGGGGCUGGUGCCCAACAAGUAUCUAACAUGGAGGAGCCAAGAUGUGGAGAACUGUGCUGUGCGGGGAAAGCUGACGGACGAGUGCUACAACUAUAUUCGUGUUCUUCUUCCCUGGGACUCCCAGACGCUCCUUGCCUGUGGAACGAACUCAUUCAGCCCUGUGUGCCGCAGCUAUGGGAUAACUUCGCUGCAGCAGGAGGGUGAGGAGCUGAGUGGGCAGGCUCGAUGCCCCUUUGACGCCACCCAGUCCAACGUGGCCGUCUUUGCAGAGGGCAGCCUGUACUCAGCCACAGCUGCGGAUUUCCAGGCCAGUGAUGCUGUAGUUUACAGAAGCCUCGGGCCUCAGCCCCCACUCCGCUCCGCCAAGUACGACUCCAAGUGGCUCCGAGAGCCACACUUUGUCCAUGCCCUGGAGCAUGGAGACCAUGUCUACUUCUUCUUCCGCGAGGUCUCUGUGGAGGAUGCCCGACUGGGGAGGGUGCAGUUCUCCCGAGUAGCCCGAGUGUGUAAACGUGACAUGGGCGGCUCGCCUCGGGCCUUGGACCGCCACUGGACAUCCUUCCUGAAGCUGCGGCUCAACUGCUCUGUCCCUGGGGACUCUACUUUCUAUUUUGACGUCUUACAGGCCCUGACUGGGCCUGUGAACCUGCAUGGCCGCUCUGCUCUCUUUGGGGUCUUCACUACCCAGACCAAUAGCAUCCCUGGCUCUGCUGUCUGCGCCUUCUACCUGGAUGAGAUUGAGCGUGGGUUUGAGGGCAAGUUCAAGGAGCAGAGGAGUCUGGAUGGGGCCUGGACUCCUGUGUCUGAGGACAGGGUCCCCUCACCCAGGUACCCAAGACGGAGUUGCUUUUGUGGGGGCAGAUGCUGUUUGCUUCUGCAAGACGGGAUUAUGAGGAGGGGGCCAGGAUCCUGUGCAGGAAUAGGGGGAGCUGCCUUGUUCUCCUCUUCUCGAGACCUCCCUGAUGACGUCCUGACCUUCAUCAAGGCUCACCCGCUGCUGGACCCCGCUGUGCCACCUGCCACCCAUCAGCCUCUACUCACUCUCACUAGCAGGGCCCUACUGACCCAGGUAGCUGUGGAUGGCAUGGCUGGUCCCCACAGUAACAUCACAGUCAUGUUCCUUGGCUCCAAUGACGGGACAGUGCUGAAGGUGCUGCCCCCAGGUGGGCGAUCUGGGGGACCUGAGCCGAUCCUCCUGGAAGAGAUUGAUGCCUACAGCCCUGCCAGGUGCAGUGGGAAGCGGGCAGCCCUAACAGCACGACGGAUCAUAGGGCUGGAGCUGGACACUGAGGGUCACAGGCUCUUUGUGGCUUUUUCUGGCUGUAUUGUCUACCUCCCUCUCAGCCGGUGUGCCCGGCAUGGGGCCUGUCAGAGGAGCUGUCUAGCUUCUCAGGACCCAUACUGUGGAUGGCACAGCUCCAGAGGCUGUGUGGAUAUCAGGGGACCUGGUGGGACUGAUGUGGAUCAGGCUGGGAACCAGGAAUCCAUGGAGCAUGGUGACUGCCAAGACGGAGCUACUGGGAGUCAGUCUGGCCCUGGGGAUUCUGCUUAUGUGCUUCCUGGUCCUGACCUUGGGACCCUCAGUCCCCCCAGUGAUGCCCACCCCCGGCCCCAGUCUUCCACUCUUGGAGCUUACACUCGGGGCGUGCGCCGGGACCUGCCCCCAGCCUCAGCCUCCCGCUCCGUCCCCAUCCCACUCCUCCUGGCCAGUGUGGCCGCAGCUUUCGCCCUGGGCGCCUCAGUUUCUGGCCUUCUGGUCUCCUGUGCUUGUCGCCGCGCCCACCGACGUCGAGGCAAGGACAUCGAGACUCCGGGGCUCCCGCGCCCUCUUUCCCUCCGCAGUUUGGCCCGGCUCCACGGCGGGGGCCCAGAGCCCCCGCCGCCCUCCAAGGACGGCGACGCGGUGCAGACGCCGCAGCUGUACACCACCUUCCUGCCGCCUCCCGAGGGCGUGCCCCCGCCGGAGCUGGCCUGCCUGCCCACCCCCGAGUCCACGCCGGAGCUGCCGGUCAAGCACCUCCGCGCCGCCGGGGACCCCUGGGAGUGGAACCAGAACAGAAACAACGCCAAGGAGGGCCCGGGCCGCUCUCGGGGCGGGAACGCGGGGGGCGGGUUCGCUCCCCGCGUGCUGGUGAGGCCGCCACCUCCCGGCUGUCCCGGGCAGGCGGUGGAAGUCACCACCCUGGAGGAAUUGCUGCGCUACCUGCACGGUCCGCAACCGCCCAGGAAGGGGGCCGAGCCCCCACUUCCUUUAACCUCGCGGGCGCUCCCGCCGGAGCCCGCCCCCGCCCUCUUGGGUGGCUCCGGACCCCGGUCCCCGGAGUGCGCCCAGCCGCUGAGGCUGGACGUGCCCCCCGAGGUCAGGUGCGCCGCUGCCCCCGCCCGACCCGCGCUCUCCGCCCCCGCUCCCCGGCUGGGCGUCGGCGGGGGCCGGAGGUUGUCUUUCUCCAGCCACCGGGCCCCCCCUGCCCUGCUCACUCGAGUCCCCUCGGGGGGUACCUCCAGGUACUCCGGGGGGCCCGGGAGGCACCUCCUGUACCUAGGCCGGCCCGAGGGCUACCGGGGCCGCGCCCUGAAGAGGGUGGACAUGGAGAAGCCCCAGCUGUCCCCGAAGCCUCCCCUCGUCGGGCCCUCCUCCCGCCAGGCCGUCCCGAAUGGCGGCCAUUUCAACUUUUAAAGGGAGCGGCCCGCGGCCUCCAGCGGAGGGAGGGAGGGCGGGCGGGCGGGGUGGGGGGUCCUCUCGGCCGCGAGCGGGACGCUCUUCGGGACGCUCCUCAGGACGCCUCACCGCCCCCUCGCCCCGCACCUCCAGCCUUCCGGACCCGCAGAGUCACCCGAGGCCCCUUUCCGCCUCGGGUCUAUUUAUUGACUGUCGACUGUCUUUCCCCCUGCCCUCGAGAGAGGAGUGGGAGGUGAGAAGCCCGUCCCCUCAGUGAGCCAGCACCUCGGGGGGAGCUGGCGGACUCCCACUCCCCGCUCCCUUCCAGCCAAGCUGCCUUAACUCGCCCCUCGGGGCGUCCCCAGACACUGGGCCCCAGGCGGGCCGCGCGGCGGACGGGCUGGGCCGGGGCCGCGCGCUGUGUCCCGAGUCCUCGGGCCUCCGGGGCUGGGACGUGCCUCUCCUACUGUGUAGGAGCCUCCGCUUCCCAAUACAGCAGUGUCCGCAGCCGCUGCCUGACUUUACUCGGCCGGGGAGGGCGGCAGUCGGUCGGCUCGCUCGGGGCGCCCUCGCCCUCCGCCUCCGUCGGGGCCCUGGGCUCUCCCGGGUAAUGGGGUGGCUGCGGUCCCGCCGGGGUGAGUCAGGAAAGGUUUCCCGAAGGAAGCGAGCGAACUAUUGGUGUCGAGGUGAGCCUGGGCCCGGGGGCCCCGGGAGAGGUGGGGUGGGCCUGGGAGGGCCCUCGGAGCUCGUUCCCGGAUCGAGGUAAGAGGGACCUGCUUACAGGCCUAGUCUAUCGGAUGGGGCGGGGGAGGGAACUUUUUGAGAAAUAAAAUGAAGCUGCAGCGUACGUUAA
Callithrix jacchus (white-tufted-ear marmoset) is the source of this 3813-nucleotide messenger RNA. It is a transcript of the gene SEMA6C, whose product is annotated as semaphorin 6C. Lineage: Eukaryota; Metazoa; Chordata; Mammalia; Primates; Cebidae. Gene Ontology annotation, cellular component: plasma membrane. The record is from RefSeq and is a predicted model, not a curated record. Gene Ontology annotation, biological process: semaphorin-plexin signaling pathway; positive regulation of cell migration; neural crest cell migration. Gene Ontology annotation, molecular function: chemorepellent activity; semaphorin receptor binding.